Messenger RNA from Phaethon lepturus (White-tailed tropicbird), 639 nucleotides. RefSeq names its product calcium/calmodulin-dependent protein kinase type 1G. The record is from RefSeq and is a predicted model, not a curated record. The coding region runs from base 1 to 639 and encodes 212 amino acids. The transcript has 6 exons. Gene Ontology annotation, molecular function: calmodulin binding; calcium/calmodulin-dependent protein kinase activity; ATP binding. Gene Ontology annotation, cellular component: intracellular anatomical structure. Lineage: Eukaryota; Metazoa; Chordata; Aves; Phaethontiformes; Phaethontidae. Gene Ontology annotation, biological process: peptidyl-serine phosphorylation.
AUGGGUCGCAAGGAGGACGACGACAGCAGCUCCUGGAAGAAACAGACGAGCAACAUUCGGAAAACGUUCGUUUUCAUGGAGGCCCUGGGGUCAGGUGCCUUUUCAGAAGUUUUCCUAGUGAAACAAAGAAGCACCGGCAAGCUCUUUGCUCUGAAAUGCAUCAAGAAGUCUCCUCUCACAAGGGAUAGCAGCUUGGAGAAUGAAAUAGCAGUGUUGAAAAAAAUAAAGCACGAAAACAUUGUGACUUUAGAAGACAUUUACGAGAGCACAACGCACUUCUACCUGGUGAUGCAGCUGGUAUCUGGAGGAGAGCUAUUUGACCGAAUUUUGGAACGAGGAGUUUACACCGAGAAAGACGCGAGUGUGGUGAUCCACCAGGUCCUGACAGCAGUGAAGUACCUCCACGAAAACGGAAUAGUUCACCGUGAUUUGAAGCCUGAAAACCUUCUUUACCUUACUCCUGAAGAGAAUUCCAAAAUCAUGAUCACGGACUUCGGCUUGUCUAAAAUGGAGCAGAACGGCAUCAUGUCCACCGCCUGUGGCACUCCGGGAUAUGUUGCCCCUGAAGUCCUCGCCCAGAAGCCAUACAGCAAAGCCGUAGACUGCUGGUCCAUUGGAGUCAUCACCUAUAUCCUGUGA